Messenger RNA from Asparagus officinalis (garden asparagus), 2093 nucleotides. Its product is annotated as calcium-dependent protein kinase 10-like. The transcript is spliced from 8 exons. Gene Ontology annotation, biological process: protein autophosphorylation; intracellular signal transduction; peptidyl-serine phosphorylation. The record is from RefSeq and is a predicted model, not a curated record. Gene Ontology annotation, cellular component: nucleus; cytoplasm. Lineage: Eukaryota; Viridiplantae; Streptophyta; Magnoliopsida; Asparagales; Asparagaceae. Gene Ontology annotation, molecular function: calcium ion binding; calcium-dependent protein serine/threonine kinase activity; calcium/calmodulin-dependent protein kinase activity. The coding region runs from base 1 to 1908 and encodes 635 amino acids.
AUGAGUAUUGAAGGAUACAUUGAUUCCGAUUUCCAAUCUAAUCUAGAUGAUAGAAAGUCUACAUCUGGAUAUGUUUAUAUCAUUAAUAAUGGUGCUUUUAGUUGGAGAAGUAUUAAGCAAAAUGUCACCGAUGAUUCUACAACUGAAGCAGAAUAUGUAGCAGCAAGUGAAGCCGCAAAAGAAGGAGUAUGGAUAAAUAAGUUUGUCCGUGAGCUUGACAUAGUUCCUGCUAGUGUAUUUCCUAUUCCAGAAGGAGUAUGGAUAAAUAAGUUUGUCCGUGAGCUUGACAUAGUUCCUGCUAGUGUAUUUCCUAUUCCACUGUUCUGCGAUAACAGUGGAGUUGUUGCUCAAAUUAAACAACCAAUGGCUCAUCAGAAGUCUAAGCACGUUGAAAGGAAAUAUCAUCUCGAACCCAAACCCAAGAAGCCCCACGACAUUCGCCGCACGUCAAGCGUAGCUGGCCUUCAAGUCGAAUCCAUCCUCAAACGUAAAACCGAAACCCUAAAAGACAUAUACAACAUAGGUCGAAAACUAGGGCAAGGUCAAUUUGGUACCACUUACCUCUGCGUCGAGAAAUCAACGGGUAAAGAGUUUGCGUGCAAGUCGAUUCUUAAGAGAAAGCUGACGAAUGACGAGGAUGUUGAGGAUGUGAGGAGAGAGAUUCAGAUAAUGCACCAUUUGACCGGGCAUCCUAAUGUUAUAUCGAUUUGUGGGGCUUACGAGGAUUCGAUGGCGGUGCACGUGGUUAUGGAGCUUUGUGCAGGGGGAGAGUUGUUUGAUAGGAUUAUAGAGAAGGGGCAUUAUUCGGAGAAGAAGGCGGCGGAGCUCGCGAGGGUUAUUGUUGGGGUUGUAGAGGUUUGUCAUUCUCUUGGGGUGAUGCAUAGAGAUCUCAAGCCAGAGAAUUUCUUGUUUGUAGGGAGAGAGGAGGAUGCUAAGCUUAAGACUAUUGAUUUCGGGCUGUCCAUAUUCUUUAUGCCAGGAGACAAAUUCACAGAUAUUGUUGGGAGCCCCUAUUAUGUUGCACCAGAAGUUCUGAAAAAAAAUUAUGGCCCAGAAGCUGAUGUUUGGAGUGCCGGGGUAAUUAUCUACAUCCUGCUGAGUGGGGUGCCCCCAUUUUGGGGAGAAACUGAGCACGCUAUAUUCGAACAGGUCUUACGUGGAAGGCUCGAUUUUGAGACAGAUCCAUGGCCUAGCAUCUCUGAAAGUGCCAAAGAUUUAGUAAAGAGGAUGCUUGUCAGAGACCCUAGAAAGAGAUUGACAGCUCAUGAAGUUCUGUGCCAUCCUUGGCUUGAAGUUGGUGGCAUGGCUCCUGAUAAGCCGCUCGAUUCUGCAGUCCUAUCUCGCUUAAAGCAGUUUUCUGCAAUGAACAAACUCAAAAAGAUGGCCCUCAGAGUUAUUGCUGAGAGUCUUUCUGAAGAAGAAAUUGCUGGCCUCAAAGAAUUGUUCAAGAUGAUAGACACGGACAACAGCGGACAGAUCACUUUUGAAGAACUCAAGGCUGGAUUAGGAAGAGUUGGUGCUAACAUGAAGGAAUCAGAAAUUUCUGCUUUAAUGCAAGCGGCUGAUGUGGAUAAUAGUGGCACCAUAGACUAUGGAGAGUUCAUAGCUGCCACUUUACAUCUGAACAAGAUAAACAGGGAGGACCACUUGUGUGCAGCCUUCUCAUAUUUCGACAGAGAUGGAAGUGGCUUCAUCACAGCAGACGAGCUCCAACAGGCUUGUGAUGAGUUUGGUGUUGGAGAUGUACGGAUAGAAGAGAUGAUGCAAGAAGUGGAUCAGGACAGUGAUGGUCGCAUUGACUACAAUGAGUUUGUGGCGAUGAUGCAAAAAGGAAAUGCUGGAAUCGCCAGGAAAGGUCUACAAAAUAGUUUGAGCACUGGAUUUAGGGAUGCAUUGAAGCUCUGCUGAAAAUAUUCAUGUUUUGCACUUGGCUGUAAGUUUAUCAUAGGCUUGUAAUUAUAUAUAUAUAUAUAUGAGUAAAAGCUGUAAAGUUUGUUGAUGUUUUCUUAGAGAUCAGUUAAAAAAGUUUUUGAAAUGUUAGCAUGUGUUCUUUCUUCAUUUGUUUUCUCCCUGCCAACCAUCAUGAGAAUGAA